Ilex paraguariensis (yerba mate) is the source of this 300-nucleotide messenger RNA. The record is from the annotation of a GenBank genome assembly. NCBI's taxonomy places the organism in Eukaryota, Viridiplantae, Streptophyta, Magnoliopsida, Aquifoliales, Aquifoliaceae.
AUGGCUGAUCGGAGUAGGUUGAAAAGAAAAGAGAAAAAAAAAGGUGGAGUAAUGAUCCGAGAAGGUCGUAGGUUGUUAGAGAUUAAGCGGGUCUCUGACUCUGGUGAUGGCAUCUGCGUCUUCGGCAAAUCUGGAUCAGCCAUACCAUCAGCAAUGGGGAAACGGGAGGUCAUUUUUGCCAUUGUUAAUCGGGCAAUCGUCAUCGGUAGAGUAAUCGUCAGAGCAACAGGAGGUCGAAGCCUUGUUAGCGUCGACCGGUGCUCUCCACGUGCUUCAGAAAAAUUUCUCUCCACUUGUUGA